Hypoxylon trugodes is the source of this 3832-nucleotide messenger RNA. Its product is annotated as leucyl-tRNA synthetase, cytoplasmic. Gene Ontology annotation, biological process: leucyl-tRNA aminoacylation. Lineage: Eukaryota; Fungi; Ascomycota; Sordariomycetes; Xylariales; Hypoxylaceae. Bases 93 to 3446 code for a protein of 1117 amino acids. Gene Ontology annotation, molecular function: ATP binding; leucine-tRNA ligase activity; aminoacyl-tRNA deacylase activity. The record is from RefSeq and is a predicted model, not a curated record. The transcript has 4 exons.
AUUAUUUUUCUUCGUAGUCAUCUCUUGCCAGCCUAACCUACCUUUAUUACCAGAUAAUUUUAACAAUAUAACUGGUAUAAGGUAUAACCAUCAUGGCUGAUCCUGCAAAGGUUGCGGAAGGGCUGCAAAACGCAGCCCUCAAGGACCUCAAAGGAACCGAAAAGCGAGACGCACUCAUCGCGAUCGAGAAGAAGUACCAGCAAGAAUGGGAGCAACAAGGCCUCUUCAAUGCCAAUGCACCUUCGACUGCCGAUAUUCCCCUCCAUUCCAUCUCUGCAGCCGAAUUACGAGAGAAGUUUCCCAAGUUUUUCGGUACUAUCGCUUUUCCCUACACAAACGGUCGUCUACACGUGGGCCAUGCCUUUUCCUUCAGCAAGGUCGAAUUCCACGUCGGAUACAACCGAAUGAAGGGCAUUAACGUCCUAUGGCCCCAAGGUUACCAUUGUACCGGUCUUCCCAUCAAGGCUUGCGCCGAUAAGCUUGUUAAGGAGGUCGAGAUGUUUGGUCAAGAGUUUGAAAAAUACAAGGAGGAAGAAGAGCCCAUCGAGACAGUUGCUGCGCCGGCCCAAAGAGAAAGGGAAGAUGUAACUAAAUUUACCGCCAAGAAGGGUAAGGCCGCCGCCAAAUCGGUCAAGAUGAAGUACCAAUUCCAGAUCAUGCAAGCUAUGGGCAUCCCCAUUCAACAAAUACAUCUUUUCGCCGACCCUGCCUAUUGGCUCGAAUACUUCCCGCCCCUUUGCAAACUCGACCUUAGCAACUUCGGUAGUCGAAUCGACUGGAGAAGACAAUUCGUCACGACGGAUGCCAACCCGUACUUCGAUGCGUUCGUCCGUUGGCAGAUGAUCCGGCUAAAGGAACUCGACAAAAUCAAGUUCGGUAAACGUCAUACAAUUUACUCCAUCAAGGAUGGUCAGCCUUGCAUGGAUCACGACAGAAGCGAAGGAGAAGGCGUCAACCCGCAGAUAUACGUGGCAAUUAAGAUGGAGGUUCUCGAGUUCACCUCGAAAGCCAAGGAAGCCCUGCAAGGGAAGCUGUCAGGAGGCGCAAAAGUGUACUUGGUCCCAGCAACCCUACGAGCAGAGACGAUGUAUGGACAAGUAGCUUGCUUUGUUGCGCCCAAGAUCACUUACGGCGUUUAUGAAGCUGCCCCCAACGAGUAUUACGUUAUGACCGAAAGAGCCGCUAGAAACAUGUCUCACCAAGAAAUAUUCGCCGAAGAAGGCGUCAUCAAGAAGGCAACGGAAGUCCUAGGCUCCGAUCUUAUUGGGUCAUUAGUGGACGCUCCUUUGAGCUUCCACAAGAGUGGUGUUCGGGUUCUUCCUAUGGAAACAAUCCUUGAAACCAAAGGAACAGGAGUAGUAACGUGCGUGCCAUCUGACUCUCCCGACGACUAUGCCACAAUAACGGAUCUAGCCAAGAAGGCCGAUUAUUACAAGAUUCAAAAGGAGUGGGCAGAGCUAGAGAUCCACCCCAUUAUCAAAACCCCCACUUCUAAUCUCCUCGCCCUUGAGUUAGUCAAGAAGUUGAAGAUUGCGUCCCCGAAGGAUGUCAAGCAACUCAAGGAGGCUAAGGAGUUGGCAUACAAGGAGGGCUUCUACCAGGGUCAUAUGCUUGUGGGAGACUUCAAGGGUGAGAAAGUAGCAGACGCGAAGCCCAAGGUUCGCGCGCAGCUUAUCGAAGCCGGCCUUGCCUUCGAAUACGCAGAACCCGAAAACAAGGUUGUUAGCAGAAGUGGUGAUGAAUGUACUGUGGCACUCAUGGAGCAGUACUACAUCGACUAUGGCGAAGAUUCGUGGCGCGCAAUUGCUACCGAAUAUGUUGAGAACAAGGAUGGAAAGGGUCUCAACACAUAUUCCAACGAUACCCGGAACGCUUUCAUGGGUGUACUUGACUGGCUCAAGCAGUGGGCGUGCGCAAGAACAUACGGUCUAGGCUCAAAACUCCCGUGGGCACCGGAAUUCCUCGUAGAAAGUUUGAGUGACUCCACAAUCUACAUGGCCUACUACACGGUAGCUCACUUCCUCCACAGUGAUCUAUUCGGGCGAGAAAAGGGAACCGGUAAUAUUUCUCCAGAUCAGAUGAUCGAUGAGAUUUGGGAUUAUAUCUUUUGCCGUACUGAAUUCACCGACGACCUUGUGACCAAGUCAAAGAUCCCCAAAGAGACCCUCGAGUCGAUGCGUCGUGAAUUCGAAUACUUCUACCCUCUCGAUCUGAGAGUGAGUGGUAAGGAUUUGAUCAACAACCAUCUUACGUUUGCUCUGUAUAACCACAUUGCACUAUUCCCUAGGGAAUAUUGGAUCCAAUCUAUCCGAGUAAACGGCCACCUUCAGCUUAACGGUGAGAAGAUGUCGAAGAGUACUGGUAACUUUAUGACUCUCGAUGAUGUUGUGAAGAAAUUCGGCGCCGACGCGUCUCGUAUCGCCCUAGCAGACGCCGGAGAUACCAUUUCCGAUUCGAACUUCGUUGAGGACGUCGCUGACAACACCGUCCUUCGACUACACACUCUAAAAGAAUGGUGCGAGGAAAUGGCUAAUAGCCAAGAACUCCGAACCAAAAAGAAUGACUUUGAGGACGCGCUAUUCGAUAACGAGAUGAACACUCUACUACGCGAAGCGCGACACCACUACGAGGAGACUAACUACAAAAUGGCUCUUAAGUCUUGCUUCUACGAUCUUACUAACGCCAAGGAUAUCUACAGAGGGUCUUGCGCCGCCGCAGGAAUUCCAAUGAAUAAGGAGUUGGUAUUUAAGUAUAUUCGACUUCAAGCCUUAUCUCUCACACCAAUUGCUCCGCAUUGGUCUGAGUAUAUCUGGCUUGAGAUUCUCCACGAAUCCAAGACAAUACAGCUAGCUCGUUGGCCCGAGGUUCCAGAAAACAAUCCCGGACUUAGCGCUGCUCGUACUUAUGUUUUGACAACACAGUCCAACAUUACGUCAGCUGAGGCGGCACAGAUCAAGAAGAUGGCUAAGGGAAAGCAGGCCAACUUCGAUCCCAAGAAGCCAAAGAAGCUCACCGUUUUCAUAACAAAGGAGUUCCCUAAGUGGCAAAACGACUCCAUCGACCUCAUCAAGGAGGUAUGGGAUCCGGAAACCAAGAAGCAGAAGUGCACCGACAAGGAGCUUCUCGGUCGCAUCAGCAAGAUAGGGAAGGUGAAGGACGCGAUGCCUUUCGUUCAACGUCUCAAGAAACGCCUCAAUGAAGGAGAGCCGAUUAGUGUCGUGGCAGAGCGCAAGUUAGCAUUUGACGAGCUGAAGAUAGUCACAGCCAUGGUGCCUGGCCUUAAACGAGCAGCAGGCCUGUCGGCUAUCGAUGUUAUCUUAGUCACCGAAGGCAGCAAGACGGGUUCAGAUCUCCUGAACGGCGGUGACGUCGAGAUCAAGUCCCAAAUUGCCGAACAGGCACAGCCGGGCCAACCGUCUUUCCUAUUCGAGAACAUUGCGGCGUAGACAAGAUAGAUGAAUUUCUGCCGCCUAAAAAAAGGGGAACGGUCCCGUACCGUUGUAUCGCGAUAGCUUCGAUCGUGUGGGGACUAGCCAACUCCCGCUAGAAGGGCCCGCUACGAUGGCCAGGCCACGGACAGGAUGGUACUGAUGGAAGCGGAUGUUUUCCGAUUAUUCCUUCAUAUGGUCUAAGAAAACUGUAGGAUACGGAUUACUUGUUUCGGCUACGGUUAUUACUGUAUCUCGCCUAGAUAGCUUCAUCCUGCCUCCGUAGAGUGUGUGAAGCCCCUCACUUAUGGCCUAAGAAAAGAUGAUGAACAUUAAAACAUCCGGAUGAAACAAAUACUCGAUAAAGAUACCGCUAUUUUCUUGAAAUCAAGGAGGUGUCUCUA